AUGGAAUGUGUAUAUUUAAAAAACUAUAUCGUUCACUUUCCCUCCCACAUUUGCUUCUGGAAACAGAAUCGAGUUAGAAAAGAACUGCAACUAGGAACACAACCAGAAUAG
Messenger RNA from Caenorhabditis briggsae, 111 nucleotides. Bases 1 to 111 code for a protein of 36 amino acids. The transcript has a single exon. The record is from RefSeq and is a predicted model, not a curated record. Lineage: Eukaryota; Metazoa; Nematoda; Chromadorea; Rhabditida; Rhabditidae.